Molecule: messenger RNA, 864 nt
Organism: Symbiodinium sp. CCMP2456
Lineage: Eukaryota; Dinophyceae; Suessiales; Symbiodiniaceae
Source: the annotation of a GenBank genome assembly
AUGAAGCCACCCCUCCGACUGUCCUCGAUGAUGCGAAUCCCCUGCACUUUUAUUUUUACGCACGACUCCAUAGGUGUGGGCGAGGAUGGUCCAACUCAUCAGCCAGUGGAGCACCUGGAUGCGCUGCGGGCACUCCCCGGCAUGAUGGUAUUUCGCCCUUGUGAUGCCAACGAGUGUUUGGAGAUGUGGAAGCACAUCAUGGAGGAGAACAGUCUCGUGCCCGUUGCAGCCAUCCUCUCCCGGCAGUCCCUGCCCACACUCGAUCGCGAGAAGUUUGCAUCGGCAUCUGGCCUCCACAAGGGCGGCUACAAAUUGGCGUGCUCGUCGAACGGCGGAGCUCCCGAUGUGAUUCUCAUGUCCACAGGCAGCGAGGUCCACCUUAUGCUUCAGGCACACGAUGCAUUGACUGCUGUUGGCGUCGAAGUCUGGUCAUUGAGCAUGCCUUCGAUCGAGUUGUUCAAGAGCCAGAAAGGGAACUACAUCGAGAGUGUUCUGCCCAGCAGCUGCAGAGCACGGGUCUCCAUCGAAGCCAGCAAGGGCGACUGCUGGGGAAGCCUCAUUGGGGUGGAUGGAGAACAUGUGGGAAUGAAUGGAUUUGGGGCCUCGGGCCCUAUGGAGAGGAUUCAGAUGGAGAAGGGCUUUACCCUUGAAGCUGUCGUCGAUGCAGCCAGGCGUGUGAUGAAAGAGCAGGCGAACACGAAGCUCCAUGCCAACUCGAAGAAACGUGAAAGGACCUUCGACAGAGAAGAGGCAUCAGCACAUCGGCGAUCAUUUGAGCCAGGUAGCACUAUUUUCUGGCAGCCCAAAGCCUUCUGUCUGCCAGCCGCUGAUUUCGCAGGUGCUUCAGAUUUCGCACUUCUUUGA